CUUAAUUUGUCAAAACAACAAAAAUGGCAGAGGAAGACUUCAUCCCUCUCCAAGGUUCAGCUGGGAAGAAAGAACGCAAGGAGCGUGUCAACACAACCCUUUUCGUCUCCUCCCUCCCUUAUACAGCCACCACCACCGACCUUCUCACCCACUUCUCAUACAUCGGUCCUGUACGACAUGGUUUCGUCGCUACCGACAGAGAAUCAGGCAAGUCAAAAGGUGUCGGUUACGUGACUUUUUCGUUGAAAGAGGAUGCCGAUCGGGCAAUUCAAGAGUUGGACGGAGGUUCUUUCGGUGGCAGUAAGAGGAAGAUCCAAGUGAAGUGGGCUGAUGAAAGGGCGUCUCUGAAAGACCGAAAAGCCGAGAUCAAGGUUUCAAAACCCAUCCCUGGACAGACAGACAACAAGUCGACGGACCCCAAGGCUAUCCAAACUCUUGUUCUCACUGGGUUACCAUCUGAUAUCACCAAGAAUGUGCUUUGGAAGAAGAUUAGAAAGGUCAAUGACAAGGCCGAGUUGGUGUUCCCUGUCGAGGCUCAAGAAAACGAGGAGGAGGCUCCCAAGGAUACUGCCCACAUCGUUUUCCCCUCCCACGGUGAUGCUCUCAAAGCUCUUCCCAAGCUUCACGGCCAUACGUACAAGGGUAACAUCUUGUCUUGUGUCCUCAAGAAGCGUCUUGAAAAACUUUCCGCCAAAGGAGAAGGCAAAGCUCCCAGCCACGCUGGUAGACUGAUCAUUAGAAAUUUGUCUUGGGACACCACUAUCCAAGAUCUCCGAAAAGCUUUCCUCCCUUACGGUCCUAUCCAUUCUAUCGAUCUCCCUACCCUUCCCUCCAAACUCCCUCCUUCAUCCGACCCUGCCAAACCGCCGCCCCCUCCGCGUGCGCGUGGCUUCGCAUUUGUCUGGUUCUUGGCCCGACACGACGCUGAAAAGGCUAUUGAAGGCACCAACGGUAAACCAAUCAAGAAGGGUCCUGAUGGUGAGGGUCGAGUGGUAGCUGUUGACUGGGCGUUGAGUAAGGAAAAGUGGCAAGAGGCGACUAAAGGAGAGGAGAAGAAGGAAGGGGAGAAGGAAAGUUCUGAUUCUGGGUCCGAUUCUGGAUCCGAGUCUGAGUCUAAUUCGGAAUCUGGCGAGGGAUCUGAUGAAGAAUCAUCAGGUGAUGAAGGUACUUCCGUAGUUAGCGGCUCAGAAGAAAGCAGCAACACGGAUGAAAAUGAAGAGGAGGAGGAGGAGGAGGAAGAAGAACCUGUCAAGCCUACCCUCCCCACUGUCGAUGUCGGCAGUACCCUCUUCAUCCGUAACCUCCCCUUCGAAACUACCGAACUUGAGCUUAACACCCUCUUCCGUUCUUUUGGGCCCUUGCGAUAUGCCAAAAUUACCAUUGACAAGGCAACUGGACGAUCCAGGGGAACUGGCUUCGUUUGUUUCUGGAAGAAUGAGCAUGCCGAUGAAGUUAUUGAAGAGGCGCAGAGAGUCGCGAUGGAAACUGGUGCCAAUUCUAUCCCUCUUGGUGGCGCAGCCCCCAAGAAUCCCUUCGCCCUCCCUUCCCUCCUUACCGCUGACCCUUCCUCUUCUCUCGCUUCCCGUCUUGUCCUUCACGGGCGAACCCUCGACAUCACCCGUGCCGUCACCCGAGAAACCGCCUCCCAAAUGAAGGAAGACACUGAACGUCUCCGUAACGCCGCAGACAAGCGAAACACCUACCUCAUGCGCGAAGGUGUCAUCUUCCCUAACUCUCCAGCCGCCGAGGGUCUGCCAGAGAGCGAGAUUGAAAAACGUCAGGCGAGCUUCAACUCUCGUAAAGCCUUGUUGCGAGGUAACCCUUCGCUGUACAUCUCCAAAACACGUCUAUCUAUCCGACAGUUGCCUCUCUUCGCGACUGAUAGGACGCUCAAGCGAUUGGCUAUCCAUGCAGUCAAAGCUUUCGACAAGGAAGUUGCUGAUGGUGAGCGAGAAGGUUUGGCUAGGGCAGAAGAGAUGGACGGUACCAUGAGUUCUGCUAUUGCCGCUCGUGGCGACAAGUCAGGCGGUAAGGGUAAGGGUAAAGGAGGCAAGAAGGAGCGUGAGACAGCUGUCAUCCAAUCCAAGAUUGUCCGCCAAACUGAAAAGCUCGAUCCCGUCACAGGCCAAGGCAGGUCGAAGGGUUAUGGUUUCCUUGAAAUGCGUUCCCACAAGGAUGCACUUAAGGUGCUUCGAUGGGCGAACAAUAACCCUGAAGUGGGUCCAUUGAUGUGGGAGUGGUGGAAGGUUGAGCUCGGAGAUAUGAAGGAGCGAGUGGAAAAGGCUUUGACGGAUGCUAGGAAGAGGGAGGAAGAGCCACAGAAGGAAACCGCCAAGGAGAGUAAGAAGGGAUUGGAAAGCGUUGAGGAGUUAGAGUCGAGGUUGAAGAAGCUUGAUAGCAGAUUGGAAGAAGGCGAUUCAAGAAGCGGUGGUGGAAUGAGAGGUGGAAAGACUCUUAUCAUCGAGUUCAGUAUUGAGAACGUCCAGGUUGUGAAGCGCCGAGUAGAAAAGAUCACCACGGCGAGAGAGAACGGGAAGCGCAAGGCGGAUAUAAUUGCAGCUGAAGACACCGAUGACGACGAAUCUGCCUCUUCCAAGCCCGCUGGCCGAUUUGACAAGCGCGCCAAGCGCGACGGACGUGAUGGUCGUGAUCGUCGCGACAGGCAUGAUGGUCCCGGUGGUCGUGAGGGGUUAAAAGGCAACUUUAGAGGCAAGCAAGGUCAAGAUCGAGAGCAAGGCGGCAAGUUUGAUAAAGACAGGCCUAGGGGAGGUCAGAAUGGCCCAAGACGGGAUUAUAACGAUCGUGGAGGUCGAAAUGAACGAGGUGGUCGCAACGACCGUGGUGACAGACCUGGUCAAGUCCAGCCCCGACAACCUGGGAGGAGGGACCAAAAAAGUGUGAACCAGGUGAAGAAGGAUGUCAAGACCAAGGAAGCUGGGGAGAAGAGAGGUAUUGAGAAGUUCGGAAGUCAACUGGGUAGCAUGAUUGGGAGGAAGAGGAAGAUGCGCAAGGGUGCAAAGUAGGUGGUGAUUGUCCUGCCUUCGUUUUAAGUCUCUGUCCGGUUACAUGCAUGUGUCUAUUACUGUACCGGAUUUCUCUCCAGUCCAUUGUUUGACACUAACCAAUGGAAUGAAUAAAUUGAAU
Molecule: messenger RNA, 3144 nt
Organism: Cryptococcus deneoformans JEC21
Lineage: Eukaryota; Fungi; Basidiomycota; Tremellomycetes; Tremellales; Cryptococcaceae
Exons: 7
Coding region: 24-3023 (999 amino acids)
Molecular function (GO): RNA binding
Source: RefSeq, a predicted model, not a curated record